Messenger RNA from Helicoverpa zea (corn earworm), 2171 nucleotides. RefSeq names its product 4-coumarate--CoA ligase 3-like. Lineage: Eukaryota; Metazoa; Arthropoda; Insecta; Lepidoptera; Noctuidae. The transcript has 9 exons. Gene Ontology annotation, biological process: long-chain fatty acid metabolic process; fatty-acyl-CoA biosynthetic process. The record is from RefSeq and is a predicted model, not a curated record. Gene Ontology annotation, molecular function: long-chain fatty acid-CoA ligase activity. Gene Ontology annotation, cellular component: mitochondrion. Bases 238 to 1947 code for a protein of 569 amino acids.
UAUCCAGUCAGUCCGUAUGUCUCACUCGCAAUGUACAUAUCGGAUACGAAUCGAAUAAUCGUAUUUAUUUAAUUGAUUACGUUUUAAUCGAUAUUUAAUUCUUAUCUUAAUACAAAGGUCAGUUGUGUGUGAGUUUGUAUGGAAAGUCAGCUGUGUGUGUGUUUUUUUUUUUAAUUUGUGUUAUAGUUAAAUGUUCGUUUGAGUGUGAAUUGUUUGUAAACAACUUGAGAGUUAACCAUGGCGGCCAGAAACCUUUUAUCAAAAACCGCUCAAAGGUUAUUAACAACCAGAAAUAUUUCCUUGAGUAUCAAGAAACAUGCUAGUCUUUGGACAUCUGAUAACAUAGUAAAAUCACCACACAAAGGCAUUGAGAUACCAAAUAGGACAGUCCCCGAACAUAUUUUCGAGAACAUGGAAAUAUGGGCUGAUAAAAUUGCGAUGGAAUGUGGCUUAACAGGGAGAUCGUACACCUACCACCAACUAUACAAAUAUUCUCGAAAUUUCGGCUCAAAGUUACGCACGCAGUUGAAGAUAAGGGAUGGAGAUGUCGUAUGUAUCAUGAUGUCCAACUCUCCGGAGUAUCCUAUAGCAGCGUUAGGGGCUUUGGAAGCUGGAGCAGAGGUCACAACUGUCAACCCUAUGUAUACUGCAUACGAAGUGCAACGCCAACUAAUACAAUCAGAUCCUAAAGUACUAAUCGGCAUACCAGAAUUAGUUCCUAUCCUCAAAGAAGCAUUGUCAUUGGCUAAGAAAGACAUACCAAUCAUUUGCUUAAAAGACGGUAGCAACCCACUACCAGCUAACACGAUCUCAUUCCAAGAGUUCGCUUUAGCUGACAAUGUUGACCACAGUGUACUGAAGGAAGUUUCCAGAACACCUGAUGAUGUAUCAUUUUUACCGUACUCUAGUGGAACUACGGGUCUACCAAAAGGAGUGGAGUUAACACAUAGAAAUAUCGUUGUGAAUUGUAUACAGCAGGACGUUGAUAGUAUUCGACAUUAUGAUAUCACAACCAAAACCAGUCAAGAUUCUACAUUUGGAGUGUUACCAUUCUACCACCUUUAUGGUUUAGCUGUGAUUAUGAUACAUAAACUGUCAUUGGGAUUUAAGAUAGUUACUCUGCCAAAGUUUCAACCAAACUCUUUCGUUGAGUCGAUGAAACAACACAGGAUAAACUUGCUAUAUGCUGCACCACCUUUAGUGCUAUUCCUGGGUUCAUAUGCUGGAGUAACAGAAGAGCAUCUAUCAUCACUAAAAACUAUUGUAUGUGGGGCUGCACCACUACCUAGAAAUGACGUCAUGAAAGUACUGAAUAAAGCUAAGCAUAAAAUAGAUUUUCUACAACUUUACGGCUUGACGGAGAUAUCGCCGUUGGCAACAUUAACGUUACCGGGUUCUGACCAUUAUUCCAAAGCCGGUUUUGCUUUACCAACUACGGAGCUAAGAAUUGUAGAUUCUGAAAAUAAGCCAUUGGGACCUAAUGAGAAAGGUGAACUAUUAAUUCGUGGUCCCCAAGUGAUGAAAGGUUACAGAAACAACAUAGAAGCUACAAAAGCCGUUAUUGCUGAUGACGGUUGGUUCAGAUCUGGUGAUCUUGCAAGUAUCGAUGAAACUGGAGAAAUAACUAUUGCUGACCGACUCAAAGAACUGAUUAAGGUAAAAGGCUAUCAAGUACCUCCAGCAGAAUUAGAAAACGUACUAAAAGAACAUCCAGAUAUUCUAGACGUAGCUGUAGUUGGGGCUCCAGAUGCAAAAACCGGAGAGGUUCCUAGAGCAUUCGUAGUACUGAAAGAAGGAAGUAAACCUAACGCUGAUAGUAUAACUGCAUUUGUUAAAGAAAGAGUAGCAGAGUACAAACGAGUUAAAGAUGUUACGUUUUUGGAUGAACUACCAAAGAAUCCUUCGGGAAAGAUUUUGAGAAGAGUGUUGAAGGAAAAGUAUUGUUAAGUUUAUAAGCCUGUAUGAAAGUUAUAUAUGACAAAAAUAAUAUUGCAUUUAAAAGAAAGCAACUGAUUACUUGAGAGCCAAAUCUGAUCGGCAAAUGGUUCGUUGAUGCUAAGAUUUUACUUUAAGAAAAUCCUUACAUAUUAUACCGUGUAAAUAAUACCAAAAUAUUAUAGACAUUAUAAAGGCGUUAUAAUAAGAAAUAAAAAUAUUAUUUUUAUAUUUCA